Cryptomeria japonica (Japanese cedar) is the source of this 1269-nucleotide messenger RNA. RefSeq names its product type IV inositol polyphosphate 5-phosphatase 11-like. The coding region runs from base 1 to 1269 and encodes 422 amino acids. NCBI's taxonomy places the organism in Eukaryota, Viridiplantae, Streptophyta, Pinopsida, Cupressales, Cupressaceae. The record is from RefSeq and is a predicted model, not a curated record. The transcript is spliced from 9 exons. Gene Ontology annotation, biological process: phosphatidylinositol dephosphorylation. Gene Ontology annotation, molecular function: phosphatidylinositol-3,5-bisphosphate 5-phosphatase activity; phosphatidylinositol-3,4,5-trisphosphate 5-phosphatase activity. Gene Ontology annotation, cellular component: plasma membrane.
AUGACGACUGUUCCACAAAUAACAUGCACACAACGACGCCUAAAGCUUGCGUGCCUUUAUAUUGCUACAUACAUAAUGAACGUGUCUGACUUUUUUAUGGCAGAGCUUGGCAUUCGCUGGAGCAUUGCAGUAAAGGCAGACGUUUUAAUGGUCCUUCCCAAGGAUAAAGAAAGGAAGAAAUCCCGUCGAGAUUACAGAGAGAAAAAGACAAAGCAUAUAAUUGUUCCAGAUACAAUAGAUUUUGUUGAGAAGAGAAAGCUCUGCGAGGAGGAAACUGUCGACCGUGGAUCGGAUCUUUGCAUGUAUAUUGUCACCUGGAAUAUGAAUGGCAAGGUUGCUUGUCAUGACUUGGUUAAGCUUCUAGGAAGAAAAAGAGAGAACUUUGACUUUUAUGUGGUGGGAUUACAAGAAGCUCCCCAUGGAGAUAUUGCUUCUCUUAUUCAAAAGGCUCUUGGUCACGAUUACAGUAAGGUUAGCAUAGCGAUAAUACAAUCAUUGCAACUAUACAUUUUUGGAAAGAAAUAUUGGGAUCCCUUAAUUAGAGAUGUAAGAGUGGAUAAAAUUAGAAGCGGUGGCUUAGGUGGUGUAGUGAGACGACAGAAAGGUGCUGUCGCGAUUUCCUUCCACUUCAUACAUGCCUCUUUCAUCUUCAUAUCCUGCCAUCUUGCCCCCCAUGAGAAUAAUGUAGAAGAACGCAAUUCUCAAUACCAACGUAUUAGCCAAACUAUCUUCUCAGACUCACAAAAAAGAAUGCAAAUAAAUCCCCUUGGCUUCCCAAAAAAGGAAACCAAAGUCAUAACUCCAACUUCUCUUGAAACAUCUGACAUGGUGGUCUGGUUGGGUGAUCUCAACUACCGAGUGGAGGGAUCCAGAAAAUCAGUUGCUUUUCUCAUCAAUCAAAACUUGCAGCAGCUGCAAGCAAAAGACCAACUUUCUCGAGAAGCGAAAAAGGGAGAAAUUUUUCAUGGCUUCUGCGAAGGGCCACUAUCAUUUCGACCCACUUACAAAUAUGAUAUUGGUACAGAUAACUAUGACACAAGUGCAAAGAGGAGAGUUCCAUCUUGGACAGACAGAAUUCUGUACAAAAUAAAUUCCCCAGCUAUUAUGAAAGCCCACGUGGAGGAGUACGACUGUAUCGAGUCGAUCAAGGGGUCUGAUCACAGGCCUGUAAAAGUUCAUCUCUAUAUCAAAUUUAGGCGGCCGCUCAUGCAUGCAUUAAAUGAGCAGCUUUCUCACACAGCGUAUUCUCUGUUUAAAAAUUGUAUGUAA